UGUGUGUGUGUGUGUGUGCUACACUUUACACCUUACACCUUACACAAGUCACUAUGUGCACUAUGUAGUGAGCGCUGUGUGCUUUAGGACACGUGUUUAGAACUGGUCACGUGUCCUGAUUAAACAGGUGCGUAUGUGCUGUGAGCCAAUCGGAAAGCCGUGUGCUGGUCGCCUGGUGACGGCUGCACCAAUGAUUGUAGGGAUUAGUGUUUAUGAGGAAACAGUGAAGUAUUUCAAACCGACCUGUUUGACGACGUGUAAACACCUCAGGGUUAAUAUAAAUAAAUAAUAUAAUAGACAAAGUAAACAGUCUUUAUGUGGACAGGAUCGUAAUCAGCGCGUCACGGAGACAUACGUGAAGGUGAGGAAGACACCUGUGAGGAAGGACUGAUUUGUGUGUGAGUGCUUUGGAGAUGGGAGAUCAUUGGACGCCGCAGGCAACUGUGAUGAUGACGUCAGACCCUUGUCUCGACUCAAAAGACCUGUCGAGCAUUUCCCACAUCAGUGUGUCCCACCAAACGCACAUAUACACACUCCCCUCCACACACUCCUACAGUGUGCUGAGUGCCUUCUGUACCGAGGAGAACAUCCCACAGUGUGUCCUCUACAUUAAUCAGGAAGCCAGCUCUCUGGGUCUGUGUGGUGUGUGUGUGGAGUCUAGGAGCAGCUGUACUUCUCUCAGUGCUGUACCUGCCCUAAACCUGCUGUAUGAGCUCCUUCAACUACACAGGAAACAACAGCGCACCCUACAGGAGCUUGAGCUCCGUCAGCUGAAGAGCUGCAGUGAUGUGGAGCACCUGCAACACAACAACUCUCGCCUCAAAGACCAGCUGGAACACACUCGCAGGGAAAACUCAGGUCUUCAUGAAGGAGAUCGUCAGCUGCACCUAAAGAUCAGGACACUGCAGAGCUGCUUGAAGUCUGAGAAAGAAGAAGUACAGAAGCUCCAGAGCAUCAUCGCUAGUCGUGCCACUCAGUAUAGCCACGAUGCUAAACGCAAAGAGAGAGAGUGCAUCAAACUGAAAGAACGUCUGAACCAGCUGCUCGUGGACAAGAAGGAUAAAAAACUCGCGAUCGAUGUGGUGAACUGUGUAAGUCGCUCGGAUGGGAAGAGAGGAAUGUGGAAGACCGGCAGGAUGGAGGCGAGACAUGAGGGUGAGAUGUACCGAGCUCUUCUGAGUGAUUAUGAAGUCAGACAGCAGGCUCUGAUGCAAGAGAAUUCUGAGUUGAAGAAGCUGCUGCAGCACAUUAAGAAAGACAUGAUGUCUAUUCUUAGCCCAAAGACACACUGCAGUAGGACAGAGGACAGUCUGGACCAGGUGAACUCUGAGCCUGAGGAGGAUUGUGAGGAAUACAGUAAGGAAAAUCUGGAUCAGGUGUGUGUGGACGCACGGGAACAGCUGACCAACAGCAUACGUUUGCAGUGGAGAAGACUCAAGAACCACAUGCAUGCCCUGGACACACAAGUGUCUCAAGAAGAAGUGAUAUCCAGGAGGGACCAUGAAGAGGCCAUGCAGGCCAUCAGACUAGAACUGCAGGAGUGUACAGAGUUUAUACACACACAACAGCAGCUACUCCAGCAGCUGGUCUCUCCAUGUGAUGAAGACACUGCAACUCUGUUAAAUGAUGGAUACACACUAGAGGAAAAAGAACGACUGAAGGACGAGUGGAGGAUCUUCAAUGAGCAGAAAAAGACCUUUGAAAGAGAGAGAAAAAACUUCACUGAGGCUGCAAUCCGUUUGGGGCAUGAGAGGAAGGCCUUUGAGGAGGAUCGGGCCUUGUGGCUGAAGACACAGUUUUUAAACAUGACCCCAUUUAUAGAUGGAACCUCUCACAGCCAAUCAUCUCUCAAUGCUGAAGCCAAGGUGGUGUCUACUCCAGCUCCCUCAGUCAGGAGUGUGACCCAGUCAGUUUUCUCCACCCCUAAAUCUGCCUCCGUGAGUCUGCCCACCACUGCCGAGCUUUACCGCACACUGCAGCUCUGUCCUGAUGCCAGGAGUUACAGCAGAUGCAGCAGCAGCACUGAGACCUCAUCGAGUGACGCUUCUGCUGCACACACACACUGAACCAGAAUACACACUCCAUAUAUACACACUGAACCACAACACACACUACAUACACACACACACACACUCCAUAUAUACACACUGAACCACAACACACACACUGAACCAUAACACGCACUCCAUAUACACACACAGAACCACAAUACUAAGAGUGAAUACAAUAGCUUUAAAUCUAAGUGACACUUUCUCAGAUGUUUACAUGUUUAUUGAUCUGAACUCAGUAGCUGCAGAUAUGAACGAUGCUUUUUAUCAUUUAUAUAAUAAUAAAAGAACAUUAUCGCUCUUAUUCGCUUGCUAAAGCAUUAAAGUGGAGGUGAAAUUACGGAGUAAAUAUGAGAGUAGAUCAUUUGCCAUUGUGUCGUCAAAUUCCAGGCCUAUUUUUGCAGUAGUUUUGUACAUAUGACAUUUGUAAACUUUGCAAAUGUGUGUAAUUUAUAUUAUACUUUUUUUUUUUUAAGUGAACUACACACUGCUUUAUUAAACACUGCAGUUAUAGUAUACUGUGCAGUACAGUGCUGUUUGCUUUAGGGGUACGUGUUUGAUUUAAAGUCUUUUUGUAGAUACAACAAAGAAAUAAAGGAUGAAUUUAAUUAUUAAA
This is a messenger RNA of Tachysurus fulvidraco (yellow catfish), 2664 nucleotides long. RefSeq names its product synovial sarcoma, X breakpoint 2 interacting protein a (gene ssx2ipa). Lineage: Eukaryota; Metazoa; Chordata; Actinopteri; Siluriformes; Bagridae. Bases 414 to 2066 code for a protein of 550 amino acids. The record is from RefSeq and is a predicted model, not a curated record. The transcript is spliced from 14 exons.